AGGUAACGGUAAGAAGCAGAAAAAUGGCAAAGACAAGGAGCUUACCCCGCCACCACAGGCGGCCGAUGGUAAAACUCUGGCCAAUGGUCACACCGCUGGUGAGACGCCAUCAGUCAACGGUCUGAAUGGACACGCUUCCGAAUCGGAAUCGCACAAAGACGAUGAAAGUGGGAAGAAAAAAUCCGAAGCGGAAGUGAUGGAAAUCAUGCAAGAUACCGGUUUCACCGUGCAGAUCCUGUCACCCGGAGUAGAACCUUUAGAGAUUCAGGUUUCCAGUAUGGAAUUGGUGCAAGAAAUUCAUCAGCUUUUGAUGGAUCGUGAGGAUACGUGUCAUCGCACAUGUUUCUCGCUGCAAUUGGAUAGUGCUACUCUGGACAAUUUCGCAGAGCUUAAAAACAUCGAGGGAUUGAAGGAGGGUUCGGUCAUCAAGGUUGUAGAAGAACCAUACACAAUGCGUGAGGCACGAAUUCACGUUCGACAUGUUAGAGAUUUAUUGAAAAGCAUGGAUCCAGCAGAUGCUUACAACGGAGUGGAUUGCAGUUCGCUCACUUUCCUACACACCAUCACUCAAGGAGACAUCCUGGAAAAGAAGAAAGGGCGAUCCGAUAGUGUUGACUGUACUCCUCCAGAAUACAUCAUGCCUGCAGCAAAAGACAGGCCGCUCCUCCCUCUGCAACCGGGUGUAGGGAAGAAAGGCCCACAACCAUUAAAAGUUCUUACAACUUCGGCUUGGAAUCCCCCUCCAGGGCCGAGAAAAUUGCACGGAGAUUUGAUGUAUCUUUACGUUGUCACAAUGGAAGAUAAACGAUUCCAUAUUUCUGCAUGUCCACGAGGUUUCUACAUCAACAAGUCUACGGAUGAUGUAUUUGACCCGAGACCCGACAAUCCUAGCUAUUUGUGUCAUUCUCUGAUCGACCUUCUGUCUCAGCUGUCGCCAACCUUCAGGCGAUGUUUUGCACAAAUGCAGAAGAAACGCACCCAAAGACAUCCGUUUGAACGUGUGGCUACACCGUACCAGAUCUACACCUGGACAGCUCCUUCUCUGGAACACACAAUCGAUGCCAUCCGGGCAGAAGAUACGUUCUCUUCUAAGCUCGGCUACGAAGAGCACAUACCCGGCCAAACGCGUGAUUGGAACGAAGAAUUGCAGACGACGCGAGAAUUACCGCGCAGUACCCUGCCAGAACGUUUGCUGCGAGAACGUGCCAUCUUUAAGGUUCAUAGCGAUUUCGUAACGGCAGCUACUCGUGGUGCUAUGGCUGUGAUAGAUGGCAACGUAAUGGCCAUCAAUCCGGGUGAAGAUGCCAAAAUGCAAAUGUUCAUCUGGAAUAACAUUUUCUUCUCGCUGGGUUUCGAUGUUCGUGAUCACUACAAAGAAUUGGGUGGAGAUGCUGCAGCGUAUGUUGCGCCUAGGAACGAUCUGCAUGGUGUUCGUGUUUAUUCAGCGGUUGACGUUGAAGGGCUGUAUACUUUGGGAACGGUUGUGAUUGAUUAUCGCGGGUAUCGCGUUACUGCUCAGUCUAUUAUUCCUGGUAUUUUGGAACGAGAACAAGAACAGUCGGUGGUGUAUGGGUCAAUUGACUUCGGCAAAACAGUACUGUCGCACGAAAAGUAUUUAGAAUUAUUGAACAAUGCAGGCAAACAUCUUAAAAUAUUGCCCCACAGUGUCUUGAAUGAUAAGAACGACCCGAUUGAGCUGUGCUCCUCAGUAGAAUGUAAGGGAAUUAUUGGAAACGAUGGACGCCACUAUAUUCUGGAUUUGCUGAGAACUUUCCCACCCGAUGUAAACUUUUUGAAACUGGAUGAGGAGCUGAGUAAAGAUUGCAAAACUCUCGGAUUCCCCAUCGAGCAUAAGCACAAACUAAGCUGCCUGAGACAAGAACUUUUGGAAGCGUUCGUUGAAAGUAGAUAUCUUAUGUUCAUCAAACAUGCAGCAUUCCAGUUGCAACAGCUGAAUACUGUCAAGCGUCAGCAGAAACAGGAAGGCAAGGAGGGCGAAAAGAAGGAGGAUGCCAAAGCGAUUGAACCCGCUACAGUCACUAAGCAGUCAGAAUCAAACAACAAUGUUGAAUCGAAUGAAGAGAAAGCUGUCAAGAAAGAGGAAUCAACCGAAAAAGCCAAAGACAAACCAAGUGGUUUGCCGAAAGUAGAAACAGAGGAAGCUAAGAAGCUUAUGGAGUCGCUUCUGUCGAAUGACGAAAAGAAUGAAAGCAAGGAAGUGGUCAAACGUGCCUGCGAAGCUGUCGGAUCACUGAAAGAGUAUGAAUUUGAUAUAAGAUUCAAUCCUGAUGUGUAUUCACCAGGGAUCAAUCAUGUCGACAACGUGGACGCUGCAAAUUCUCUCAAAAAACAAAAACAAUUGGUUAAGGACGCUGCAGAGUUUUUGGUGAAACACCAAAUCCCAAGUUUUGUUCACGAUUGCCUUGACCACACUGCAGCUCCGAUGGAUGGAACAACUCUAACCGAGACACUCCACAGUCGUGGUAUCAAUGUUCGCUAUCUGGGUAAGGUCGCUGACAUGUUAGCUAAGAUCAAACAACUCGAAUAUCUACACACUAUUGCUGUGUCAGAAUUGAUAAUCCGUGCCGCGAAGCACAUUUUCACCACCUUCAUGCAAAAUACAGAAAUGAUGAGUCUUGCUAACGCGAUCAGCCAUUUCCUGAACUGUUUCCUAACCACCACAGUUGCCGUUACAAAUGCCGGCAAUUCAGCAGAUACGGAUGCCAAAUCUGGCUCUACUGGUAACAAACAGCAAAGACGUCAGCAGAAACGUGCUUCCGGUGGCAAGGGCAAUAAAUUGUCAUUCCACCCAAAUCAGGACAAUAACGAGUGGCAAUUACUUACCCCUAAAUCGCUGUGGGCUCAGAUUCAGCAAGAAUUGAAAGCCUACUGGGACUAUGAUCUGUUGCCAGCCGGGUCGCAUGACUCUGUCGAACCGGUUGCAGCACACUAUCGGUUCCAGAAGAUUAGUUUGCUUCGGGCGUUCUGCCUCAAGACCGGGGUGCAGAUUCUGUUGCGAGAGUAUAAUUUCGAAAUGAAAAAUAAGCCCACUUUUGGGGAAACCGAUAUUGUUAACGUUUUCCCAGUGGUCAAACACAUCAACCCGAGGGCUUCCGAUGCGUACAAUUUCUACACAACUGGUCAGACCAAAAUCCAGCAAGGCUACUUCAAGGAUGGUUACGAUUUGAUCAGUGAAGCUUUGAAUCUGUUGAACAAUGUAUACGGUGCCAUGCAUCCGGAGAACGCACAAUGCCUGCGAAUGUUGGCCCGGUUGAGCUACAUUAUGGGCGAUCCCCAGGAAGCGCUUGCCAUUCAGCAGCGGGCUGUUUUGAUGAGCGAGCGAGUCAAUGGGGUUGAUCAUCCGUACACUAUUGCCGAAUAUGCUCCUCUUGCUUUAUAUUGUUUCGCCAACAGUCAGGUCAGCACUGCCCUCAAAUUAUUAUAUCGAGCCAGAUAUCUUGCAACAAUUGUUUGUGGCGAGAAUCAUCCCGAUAUUGCUUUACUAGAUAGUAACAUCAGCUUAAUUCUCCAUGCUGUUGGGGAGUACGAACUAUCGCUACGCUUCCUAGAACACGCUUUGGCUUUGAACAUUAAAUAUUAUGGUGAAAAAUCGUUAAAGGUAGCGGUGAGUUAUCAUCUCGUAGCCCGAACACAAAGUUGUAUGGGCGAUUUCCGCUCGGCUCUCAACAACGAGAAGGAAACUUAUGCCAUUUACAAGCAACAGUUGGGCGAAUCGCACGAGAAAACCCAGGAAUCUUCCGAAUGCCUGCGUCAUCUGACUCAACAAGCGGUGGUGUUGCAGAAAAAGAUGAACGAUAUCUAUUCGAAUGGUAAACUUACGACUGGUCUUCCCCCAAUUCACAUCCAGCCUCCAUCGAUGGGAUCAGUGCUAGAUAUGUUGAAUGCAAUCAACGGUAUUAUUUUCGUACAAAUAAGCUCCAAAGAAAUAGCCAACCUGAAGAACGAAAUCGAGAAGCGUCAGAAGGAUGGCGCAUCUGAAACCGGAACGGUGCAGCAAGCAAAUCAAGAAGAAGUUGACCGUAUGUUAACGGAAACUAUGGCGAAAACUGCGGCAGGAAUUCCUUUUGAGGAGCAUGAUAAGCAUGAUCUUCCUUCGGUUGAAGUGCCCAGCAGCAGUACGUCGAAGGUGGUAAAUAAGACCGAAGUCACUAGUUCAACAUCAAGUUGAAAGAAGCGUCCAGCAGGUGCUAUUUUCUUUACAAAUGCUCGACAGAACUGACAGCAGAUGUAAGCCAAUAUGUCAGAUAGCAGUUUUCAAUCUAUUCUGCUAUUGCUAUUACCGUUCACUAUUACUAUCACACAUAGAAAACACAUACACAUUUCUACAGAAUCACCAUAACCUUCGAUUGAAGCAAAUAAUAAUAGCGUUAAGAAAGAUUUUUUGUUAGGCACGCUCCGGAUAGCGGCAGAUUUAGUAGAAACGGUUAUUUUUUUAAGAGUCUGAGUUUUUAGAAGCUCAGAAACAUUGAAGACUUUCUUGUAAAGUACCUACACGUUUCGUUAGUUUCGAUUUCUCUUGAACUAUUACUCUUGGUUUUAGUUAUUGCUUUUCAAAAUACGUAGAUUUGAAUACAUAACACAUAUACACCGUGAGAAUCAUAAAUUGUUAACCAAUUUGCUUAAAACGAUGUUCAUGAUAAUGGAUUUGAUCCAGAUGCAUCAUAAAUUGAACAAAACCGUGCAAUGAACUUUAAAGAUGCUACGUACUAGGUCAUUUCUCCAUCUGAUGAGCAAUAAAACGAAAUUAAAAAAUAUAAACUUUAUCACAUAAGUCGAUCUAUUGGAGAAGCAAGAUGACUCCAACAGUAACGACUAACAAAAUACAUAUUCAGAUUUUCUAUUCCAGAAUAACAGUGAACCCAUCCCCUAGUCAAUCCCUAGAUCAUGCCAUUGUUUUAAUUUGUACGCAUGGAACACCCCAUUUAAAGAGUAUCGUAUAAUUGCGUUACGCACAUCAAACAUUGUAAGAAUCUAAAAAAAAUCUAUCUUGUCACCAGGAUUAGGUCGAAACAUUCAUCAACCCGUUUAAAAAAACGCAGCUAGCUAGCAAUACCUAGAGAUUUCAGACGCAAUCAUCAUGAGAAGAGCUUUACACCUUUCCCUAUGAUUGAUCUAUUUGAUUAAAAACACGGCACAACAGUUGAUACACAAAUUAUGGAAACCUACCUGGAAUCUGAGCAGCUAAAAAUAGUUAGCCCUUGACUUUAUAUGUUUAAUAAAUAUCGACAACUAAAACCUGAACGAUUGCUUUGAAAUUCUAAGGAUUCAUGAACUAGUUUUCAGUUUGGUAGAAAAGAAAAGAAUUGUUCACGUUAAUGUUUGCCGCCAAAUGAUUUACGAAAAGAAAAAAAAUGUAGAAACCAACAGCUUUUCAAACAGAAACUUUUUUUCAAACAUGGAAACAGUAGGAAUCCAAAAAUGUAUUUGUUUUAGUACUACUUUCAUAUCUCGAAGGAUCGAAAAUAUAAUUACGAAUGAUUUA
Uranotaenia lowii is the source of this 5503-nucleotide messenger RNA. It is a transcript of the gene clu, whose product is annotated as clustered mitochondria protein homolog. Gene Ontology annotation, molecular function: protein binding; mRNA binding. Gene Ontology annotation, cellular component: cytoplasm. The coding region runs from base 197 to 4189 and encodes 1330 amino acids. The record is from RefSeq and is a predicted model, not a curated record. Lineage: Eukaryota; Metazoa; Arthropoda; Insecta; Diptera; Culicidae. The transcript has 5 exons. Gene Ontology annotation, biological process: intracellular distribution of mitochondria.